Cynara cardunculus var. scolymus (artichoke) is the source of this 1999-nucleotide messenger RNA. Its product is annotated as sodium-dependent phosphate transport protein 1, chloroplastic-like. Gene Ontology annotation, molecular function: transmembrane transporter activity. The coding region runs from base 76 to 1677 and encodes 533 amino acids. The transcript is spliced from 10 exons. The record is from RefSeq and is a predicted model, not a curated record. Gene Ontology annotation, biological process: transmembrane transport. NCBI's taxonomy places the organism in Eukaryota, Viridiplantae, Streptophyta, Magnoliopsida, Asterales, Asteraceae.
AAAAAACAAACAACAAAUUCAAAAAUUUCUCCAACACAAAAUCGCUGCAGCCCAAUAGCUUGCAGCUCGACCUCCAUGAACGGAAGAGCACUUCCGAUCAAUCUAUAUUCUCCUCCGGAACGCCACCCUGCGCCGGAGACACCGGUUUAUCGGAAACUUUUAUGUUCCGAGUCGAAUUCGAACUCCAAACUAUGUUUCAGAGUUAGGGUUCAGUUCUUAUCUAGUUCUUAUGUUCAUGUUCUUUUGAAUGGUUCCGAUGUUAGGAGGAAUCAGGUGUGGAAGGUGAGGUCGGAAGUGAAAUCAGAACCGUAUGAACUUUCGAAGUCAGCGCCUGGAUCGUUCAAGUUUAAAGAGAAAUUGGGAGGCGAUGUUGUAUCGAAGGAUGAAAAUGGAGAUGAAUUUGUUGACAGUGAUGUUCCGUGGUGGGAGGAGUUCCCUAAACGUUGGACUAUUGUUAUUCUCUGUUUUUCUGCUUUCCUUCUCUGCAACAUGGAUAGAGUGAAUAUGAGCAUUGCUAUACUACCAAUGUCAUCGGAGUUCCAUUGGAAUUCUACUACUGUUGGUUUGAUACAGUCAUCGUUUUUCUGGGGCUACCUUCUCACUCAGAUUGCAGGAGGUAUUUGGGCAGACACUGUAGGUGGGAAACGAGUUUUGGCGUUCGGUGUCAUUUGGUGGUCUAUAGCAACAGUUCUUACUCCCAUUGCUGCAAAAUUCGGACUCCCUUUCCUACUCAUAGUCCGUGCUUUCAUGGGUAUAGGCGAGGGUGUGGCCAUGCCGGCUAUGAAUAAUCUUCUGUCAAAAUGGGUUCCUGUUGCAGAGAGAAGUAGAUCAUUGGCUCUGGUAUACAGUGGAAUGUACCUUGGCUCCGUCACCGGCCUUGCCUUUUCACCAUUCUUAAUACAUUCUUAUGGAUGGCCUUCAGUCUUUUUCUCUUUUGGUUCUCUAGGAACAGUGUGGACUGCAUUAUGGUUAAGUAAGGCAUACAGUUCACCUCUUGAAGAUCCUGAACUUCGUCCUGAAGAAAAGAAGCUGAUUUUUCGCAAUAGGGUUUCUGAGGAACCUGUUAAAACUAUUCCCUGGGGAUUGAUCUUGUCAAAAGCACCCGUAUGGGCUUUGAUAACUUGCCAUUUUUGUCACAACUGGGGAACGUUUAUACUCCUCACAUGGAUGCCUACCUAUUAUAAUCAGGUCCUAGGAUUCAAUCUAACAGAAUCUGGGCUAUUCUGUGUAUUGCCUUGGCUUACAAUGGCGUUCUCGGCCAAUCUUGGAGGCUGGAUAGCCGACACACUAGUGAGCAAAGGGUGGUCAGUGACCACAGUACGAAAGGUAAUGCAGUCAAUUGGAUUUCUUGGGCCUGCAUUUUUCUUAUCUCAAUUAAGCCAUGUCAACUCUCCCGCAAUGGCUGUCUUGUGCAUGGCGUGUAGUCAGGGGUCUGAUGCAUUUUCACAGUCCGGAUUAUAUUCAAAUCAUCAAGAUAUUGCCCCUCGAUAUUCUGGGGUGCUGCUUGGUUUGUCUAAUACUGCCGGAGUUCUGGCUGGUGUCUUUGGUACUGCAGCAACCGGUUACAUCUUGCAACACGGUUCAUGGGAUGAAGUGUUUGAGGUAGCGAUCGGGCUGUAUUUGGUUGGAACCGUGAUAUGGAAUCUUUUUUCAACGGGCGAGAAAAUUAUCGACUGAAUUACAUCAAGUCUCGUUUGCGACCCAUGAGGCAAAGUUCAAAUCAACAUAUAUUUGUGGAAGCAUUGGUGAGAGGGUUGAUAGAAAGAAACAAGCCAAAUGAAAGCUUAGCUCGAAAAGAUGGCAGGAAGGAAGGUAAUUUGAUCCUGUAAAGUAAGUAGUAAAUUAUGAUCAUCUUUUUUUCAUACCCAUUUCACAAAUAGAAACAUAGGAGAAGAACAAGAACAAGAACAAGACUAGACACACAUUUGGAUACACCCUUCUGUAUAUUGUACGGUAACUACUAAUAAUAGCAAUAAUAUAGCCAUUUCCCCUUUGUAUG